Messenger RNA from Closterium sp. NIES-67, 1738 nucleotides. The record is from the annotation of a GenBank genome assembly. Lineage: Eukaryota; Viridiplantae; Streptophyta; Zygnematophyceae; Desmidiales; Closteriaceae.
GCGGCGUCGGAGAGCAAGUCAGCGGUGGAUCUGACGCUGUUCAAGACGCAGCUGCGGCUCGCGACGGAGCGCAUCUACGUGACAGUGCGCGACUCCAUCAACAACGAGCUGCAGGGCCACUUCGGCAGCGGCCACCUCGUCGGCCAGACCCCCCGCAAGGCAGCAGCGACCCCAACCCCCCGCUCCCGCCGCGCCCGUGGGGGCUCCUCCGGGGGCGACCGCUCCUCCCUCCCGCGGUCAGCAGGCAGCAUGCGGCGGCAGAUGCUGGACUACUGGGGGAACGUGCUGGAGACGGUGGGGCACAUGGUGGCGGCGCUGGAGGACAACCACGUGCCCGUGUUCCUCAUCCAGCACGUGCUCAGGCAGCUGCUGUCGUAUGUCGACUUACGCGUAUUCAACAGCCUGAUGGUACGGAGCCAGUGGUGUCCGUGCAACUUCAGCAACGGCGAGACCAUAGAGGAGGGCAUGGGCAAGCUGGACCGCUGGCUCACGGACCUCGAGAUGAGCCACGCCAAGCGCGCACAGGGCGAGCUCCCAGGGCUCAAGGACAGCCUGUGCCACGUGCGGCAGGCCGCGCUGCUGCUGACGAUGAAGAACAAGCACCGUGCGACGGUGGACGACGUGCGCAAGCUGUGCCCCGACCUGAAUGGGAAGCAGCUGGGGAAGAUCUGCCUGUGGUACCAGGACGAGAAGUACGGCACGCUGGGCUUCGACCCCGACGUCAACUACGAGCUCAGCGACCUGGCGGACGACGACGACGCCGAGAUGCUCAAGGACGACGAGAGUGUGCCGUUCGCCAUCACGGACCUGGUGGCGUCCAUGGGCGACAUCAACCUGGACGAGGUGCCUCUGCCGCCCGAGCUGAGGCGCGACCCGCACUUCCGCUUCCUGCAGCCCACACCCAGCGAGCCCCAGCAGCAGCAGCAGCAGCAGCAGCCCAAGAUCGCCGCCACCAGGAGCGUGACACUCGCCACGCCCACCCGAAGCUUCUGGGGCUGAUUGCACCGCACCGUACCGCACCGUACUGCACCGGACCAGACUGGACUGAGCCGGACCGCAACGCCCGCUAGGGGCACGUAGUGGCUUGAGGCCAGGCUGGUGGGGUGGUGUUGUGAAUGCAGGGUGGUGGGGAGAGGGACUGCUGCCACGCCCAGCACAUGUGCUUCUACGCCCAGAGGGGCAGUUCUUCCCGGAGUGUUCUCCACCUACACAGCGCAUCCUAUCAAGCCCUUAUCUACCGGUAUGGUUAUUAUUGCCGUUUUCUUGCUCCUCUGGCCCUCUUUCAACACGUUAGUCCAAAAUGAGGCACCCAGUUGUCUCCGGGUCGUUGGUCAUCAUCUGCCUGUCAUUGUUCCCAUUCCAUAGAAGCACUUAUUCUAGUGGCAUUUUAAAGCGAACAAUGACAGUGCACAUUAAAGAUGAUAGCGAUACUGGCCAGCUGCCAAGAGGGUACUGCGGUAUCUGGCGAGUACAUCGCUUUCAUAGUUGAGAUCGUCUAUGUACACUAGAAUGUAGAACGGCGUCUGACCCGUUCGAACAAAGAGAGAGGGGUCAGCAGAGGACGGAAAGAAUUGCAGCUCAGCAAGAGUAGUGCAAGGCGUGUUGUGCCACUCAUGGGGUGCCUGAAAAAGGUCGUAGACAGGAGCUCCACUCGGUCCCAGGUGGGAACGACCCAGAGAAGCCUAGAGGGCGCUGGAGGUAGAUCUGCUUGUGCAGACUGUCAAAUGUAACUUAGGUC